Molecule: messenger RNA, 2211 nt
Organism: Acanthosepion pharaonis
Lineage: Eukaryota; Metazoa; Mollusca; Cephalopoda; Sepiida; Sepiidae
Source: the annotation of a GenBank genome assembly
AUGUCAACCUCUGUCUCUGUCUCUGUCUCUCUCUCUCUCUCUCUCUCACUCUCGGUUUGUUUUGACUAUGUCUCUCUAGUUUUAUAUAUACCUUUCUUUUCCCUCUUUCUACUUCCUUGUCUUUCUCUCUCUUUCCCUCUCUUUCUCCCUCUUUCUCCCUCUUUCUUCUCAAGUUGUUUCUUUCUUUUUAUAUAUACCUUUCUUUUCCCUCUUUCUACUUCCUUGUCUUUCUCUCUCUUUCCCUCUCUUUCUCCCUCUUUCUCCCUCUUUCUUCUCAAGUUGUUUCUUUCUGUCACCUUAUAUCAUUUAGCCAUUUUUUUUUUUUUUUCUUCUUCGUCGUCGGUUUCUCUCUAUUUGCGUGUUUCUCUUUCUUUACUUCUGCUAUUCUGUCUGUCUCUCUCUCUCUCUCUCUCUCUCUCUCUUUUCCGGUUUUCUCUCAUAUUGCCAGUGGUUUUCUUGCUAUCUACCCUUUAUAACUCUCACUGUCUCCCUCUCUCUCUCUCUCUCUCUAUCUAUCUAUCUAUCUAUCUCGAUCCACUCACUCUCUUUUCCUCUCUGAUUAUUUUUCUUUCCUUUUUUGUGGUUCAGUUGCUCUCCUUUCUUCAUUCUCUCUCUCUCUCUUACUAUCUCUCUCUCUUACUCUCUCUCUCUCUCUCUCUCUCUCUCUCUCUCUCUUUGUUCGUUUUCUCUCUUUUGUUUGCGAUUCACUCACUCUCUUUUCUUGACCCUAUUUCUGUUUCUUUUUCUCUUUUUUUCUGUGGUUCACGCACUCUCUUUUCCUAUCUAUCUAUCUAUCUAUCUAUCUAUCUAUCUAAUUUUAUUCAUAUCUAUCUAUCUAUCUAUCUAUCUAUCUAUCUAUCUAUCUCAGUCUGUUCAUAUCUAUUUAUCUAUCUAUUUAUCUCAGUCUGUUCAUAUCUCUCUAUCUAUCUAUCUAUCUCGGUCUGUUCAUAUCUAUCUAUCUAUCUAUCUAUCUAUCUAUCUAUCUAUCUAUCUAAUUUUAUCAUAUCUAUAUCUAUCUAUCUAUCUAUCUAUCUAUCUGUUCAUCUAUCUAUCUAUCUAUCUCAGUCUGUUCAUAUUCAUCUAUCUAUCUAUCUCAGUCUGUUCAUAUCUAUCUAUCUAUCUAUCUCUAUCUGUUCAUAUUCAUCCAUCUAUCUAUCUAUCUAUCUAUCUAUCUAUCUAAUCUAUAUUCUAUAUCUAUCUAUCUAUCUAUCUAUCUAUCUAUCUAUCUAUCUCAGUCUGUUCAUAUCUCUCUAUCUAUCUAUCUCAGUCUGUUCAUAUCUAUCUAUCUAUCUCAGUCUGUUCAUAUCUAUUUAUCUAUCUAUUUAUCUCAGUCUGUUCAUAUCUCUCUAUCUCGGUCUGUUCAUAUCUAUCUAUCUAUCUAUCUAUCUAUCUAUCUAUCUAUCUAUCUAUCUAUCUCAGUCUGUUCAAAUCUAUCUAUCUAUCUAUCUAUCUAUCUAUCUAUCUAUCCGUUUUUCUCUCUUUUAUUCAGUUCACUCAUUUUCUUUUCCUCCCUCCCUCCCCCUCUCUCUCUGUGUGUGUGUCUCUCUCUCUUUCCUUCUAUUAUUUUUUUUAUGUUUCCCUGUGAGUCCGUCUCCCUUCCCCCUUCAGUUGCACAUAGUAUUCCAGUCUCACCAGUUUCCCUUAUUAUCCAUCUCUCUCUCUCUCUCUCUCUCUGCCUGUUGCCCAGUUUCUACCCCUCUCUUUUCAUCUAUGCGUUUUUUCUUUUCUCUCUUUACGCCUCCAUUCUCAUUCUCUCCCCUUCAAUUCCACACAUCUGUCUCUUUUCCCGUUGCCCAGUUUUUCUCUCACUCUUUAUCUCUCUCUAUAUAUCUCUUUCUUUAUCUCUCUCUCUCUCAAUCUCUCUCUCUUUUUGCAUCUAUGCAUUUCUCUCUCUAUUUUACUCUGCUUCUCUUGUCCUUUCACCUCCCAAUUCACAUUGUAUUCUUAUCUUUCCAGUUUCACUUUAUAAUCGUCUGUUUCUCUGAUUCGCCUUCUUUGUGUCACUCUCCCCUUUUCCCUCUCUAUCUCUCUCUCUCUCUCUCUCUCUCUCUCUCUCUGCAUGUAUACGUUUUUCUCUCUAUUUUACUCUGCUUCUCUUACCUUCUCACCUUGAGUUUCACAUUCUCCUCUCUCUAUGUUUCGUCUUCUCUCUGUUUUUCUCUCUUUCAUAGUAAUCCUCUCUCUAUCUCUUCCCUCACUCUUUCUAUUUAG